GGUGAUCAUUGCAUACGUUCUUACUUUCACUGCAGAUGAAAGGCUUUAUUAUAAAUAUUACGGUAAGGAUAUUUCGACGUAGAGUAUGCUUUUCUUCCGUGCAAGGGCAUCAACCGGUUCUGCUUGCGACCAAACUCCGCGUAUAGACAGCGUCGACCCCUACCCUACAAGACAGUCGCGCUACCGGCUGCUGCAGGACGUAAUUACAUCGUAGGCUAGAACGUUUAGAAAAGGUGUGGAUCGGUCGUCAGAUCUUCCAUUUCAGUUGUAUUAGCAGCGUCGCAUAUUGAAGGUAAAUUACAAUAACUAUUUCAGAUUGUCUGGUGCCAUGCCCUUCUAGACCCUUUGGGAACCUAGCACAAGGCAUAACUUCAUCAUGUCGACGACAGUCAACAUUCAGAGAGAGACUGGCUCAGCCAACUCUGCCGAAGCCAAGAAAUCAGAGGUCAGAGUGAACGAAAAGAAAUGCUCAUGGGCAUCCUACAUGACAAACUCUCCCACAGUGAUUGUAAUGAUUGGCCUACCUGCCAGGGGAAAGACCUACAUGUCCAAAAAACUGACACGAUACCUGAACUGGAUAGGAGUGCCAACAAAAGUAUUUAACUUGGGUGUCUACCGCAGAGAGGCCGUCAAAGCUUACAAGUCCUACGACUUCUUCAGACAUGACAACAAGGAAGCUAUGGAAAUAAGGAAACAGUGUGCUCUGGUAGCCCUGGAAGAUGUGAAGGGAUAUCUUACUGAUGAAGGAGGACAAAUUGCUGUAUUUGAUGCAACAAACACAACAAGGGAGAGGAGAGACCUCAUUCUGGAUUUUGGGACAGAGAAUGCGUUUAAGGUGUUCUUUGUGGAGUCUGUGUGUGAUGACCCAGAAGUCAUUGCUGCUAAUAUUUUGGAGGUGAAGGUAUCUAGUCCAGAUUACCCAGAGAGAAAUAGAGAAAGUGUAAUGGAUGAUUUUCUGAAACGCAUUGAGUGCUAUAAGGUUACAUACCAACCUUUGGAUCCUGAUGACUAUGACAAGGACCUAUCAUUCAUCAAGGUGGAGAAUGUGGGGCGGCGCUUCCUUGUGAACCGGGUGCAGGACUACAUCCAGAGUAAGAUAGUGUACUACCUAAUGAACAUCCAAGUGCACUCUCACUCUCUCUACCUGUGUCGGCACGGAGAGAGCAAUCACAACAUGGAAGGCCGUAUCGGCGGCGACUCCGAACUGUCACCACGGGGAAAACAGUUUGCCCAUGCUUUGCGAAGUUUCAUUGAGGACCAUAAAUUGUCAGACCUGAAGGUGUGGACUAGCCAGCUGAGACGCACCAUCCAAACUGCUGAAGAGCUGAUUGUGCCCUAUGAACAGUGGAAGAUCCUCAAUGAAAUAGAUGCUGGUGUGUGUGAGGAGAUGACUUAUGAUAUGAUCCAGAAAUCCUUUCCGGAGGAAUUUGCCUUGAGGGACCAGGACAAGUACCACUACCGUUACCCAGGGGGAGAGUCCUACCAGGACCUGGUCCAGCGGUUGGAGCCUGUCAUCAUGGAGCUGGAGAGGCAGGGCAACGUGCUGGUCGUCUGUCAUCAGGCUGUCAUGCGCUGCCUGCUGGCCUACUUCCUGGACAAAAGUGCAGAUGAACUGCCCUACCUGAAAUGUCCACUGCACACAGUUCUGAAGCUCACCCCUGUUGCCUAUGGCUGUAAAGUGGAGAUGUUUCACCUAAAUGUGGAGGCAGUUAACACACAUCGUGACCGACCACUUGUCCCGAGGGAGCCAGCUCCCACCCUGCUCCGGCGGAAUAGUUACACCCCCCUGUCCAGUCACGACCAAUUCAAGCGGCCCAGGCUCUACAGUGCUGGCAAUCUGCCCUGGCUCCCUGAGAUGCCAGAAGGGGUGCAACAGCAAAGCCAACCUCGGAUAGGAAGCAGUUUUCUGAUGCCCUGUGUGAAGGACUCAGCAAUGAAGGCCAAGAAAAUAUGAGUAGGGGUGUCCGCUUCUAAGUGACUAAAGUCUUCUACAGCCUGGUGUCUGUGUAUCUCUGUGCUCCUGUGACACUGAAGCUUUUUCAAUGUCCUUAUGGCCUGGAUAUUUCUGCAUGCCCAACCUAUGGGACGACUGGUCACACAGAAUUAACCACCUCUUGCAUAUAUGCCAGUAAAGAUUGAACAUUUGAACAGUGCCUGUUUAGACUUAGGAGGUAAUGCAUUGAACUGCUGUAUAUUUUUCAGAGACCCUCUGGGUUUUUUUUCAAGCCUCAGUACUUUGCAGAAGUGGUCACAUGAGAAAAUUGUGUAAAGGUAUAUUUUUGUACAUUUUGUGUUAAUGUGCUAUUAAAAUCACUAUAUAACACACAAUACAAAUACAUAAUAGAAAGAAUUCCAUAUGUUGCCCAAAAGGUAAUUGAUGUCUUCUAAGGAAUCUAGCCAUCUCUCAAGAUCUCAGUUACCUUUUUGGCAGCAAAAUACAUUUCUGUUACUUUUUUCUUUGACAUUUUUAAAUGUUAUUUUGACAGGAAAGUGUUGAAAGACAGAGGGGAGAGAUUCAAACUCAGACCUCUGGACAAGCCAAUUAUUGGGAUGUUUUAUUGUAUUCAUAUUUAUUUCUAAUGUUAUAUAGUGUUUAUGAGCAAAUACACACUUAUUGCCCAUAUGAAUUACUUUAAACAAAGUUAUCAGGUGGCCCAAGACUUCUGCACAGUACUGUAUGUAAACCUAGGAUAUUUUUAUAUUCUAGUCUACUGUAUAAGGUCAGUGUAGAACUACCCUAGUUAAAAUAAGAAUAUAUAUUUUACAAACCUGUUUCCAAAAGUGUUGGGACGCUGCAUAAAAUGUAAAUAA
Molecule: messenger RNA, 2811 nt
Organism: Esox lucius (northern pike)
Lineage: Eukaryota; Metazoa; Chordata; Actinopteri; Esociformes; Esocidae
Gene: pfkfb2b
Product: 6-phosphofructo-2-kinase/fructose-2,6-biphosphatase 2b
Exons: 17
Coding region: 377-1954 (525 amino acids)
Biological process (GO): fructose metabolic process; fructose 2,6-bisphosphate metabolic process
Cellular component (GO): cytosol
Molecular function (GO): ATP binding; fructose-2,6-bisphosphate 2-phosphatase activity; 6-phosphofructo-2-kinase activity
Source: RefSeq, a predicted model, not a curated record